Messenger RNA from Micropterus dolomieu (smallmouth bass), 3584 nucleotides. RefSeq names its product D4, zinc and double PHD fingers family 2 (gene dpf2). Lineage: Eukaryota; Metazoa; Chordata; Actinopteri; Centrarchiformes; Centrarchidae. Bases 102 to 1295 code for a protein of 397 amino acids. The transcript has 11 exons. Gene Ontology annotation, cellular component: nBAF complex. Gene Ontology annotation, biological process: nervous system development. The record is from RefSeq and is a predicted model, not a curated record.
CACCAGUGGAGGGCGCUAUGUGUCAGGUUCCUGCUGUGUCUGCCUACAAGUCCUGACGGAGGGCACGUUUACUCAUCACUUAAACCGUGUAAUAAAGCAAGAUGGCAGCUGUUGUUGAAAAUGUUGUCAAACUGUUGGGAGAGCAGUACUACAGAGAUGCCAUGGAGCAAUGUCACAACUACAAUGCCAGGCUCUGUGCUGAGAGGAGUGUCCGGAUGCCGUUCCUUGACUCUCAGACCGGCGUGGCUCAGAGCAACUGCUACAUCUGGAUGGAAAAAAGACACAGGGGCCCAGGAAUGGCUCCAGGGCAGCUUUACACCUACCCAUCCAGGAGGUGGAGGAAGAAACGGCGAUCUCAUCCUCCAGAGGACCCCCGGCUUAUCUUCCCUCCUGUCAAGCCAGAGGUAGACAUAGGACUGAAGAAGGAUGCUGUGUUAUCCGCGGAUGGUAGCAGCCUGGAGGCGCUGCUUAAGGGGGACUCCUUGGAAAAACGGGCGACCAUAGAGCUCCGAGGGUCUGAGGAGGAUUCAAACCAGAGUGACUACACCGGGAGCCUGAACCCAGCUGCUCGGAUUAGAAAGAGAAUCCUCGAGCCAGACGACUUCCUGGACGACCUGGAUGAUGAAGACUACGAGGAAGACACGCCUAAAAGACGAGGCAAAGGGAAGGGGAAGGGUCGAGGAGUGGGCAGUAACAGGAAGAAGCUGGAUACAGCAGCACUGGAGGACAGAGACAAGCCAUACGCCUGUGACAUCUGUGGGAAGCGCUACAAGAACCGUCCCGGCCUGAGCUACCACUACACCCACUCCCACCUGGCUGAGGAGGAGGGUGAGGAGAAGGAAGAGAUGGAGAUCAAUGAGCCGGCCCUGCCGCUGCCUAGUGAGCCCAAAACUCCCAAGAAAGGCCCAGACGGUCUCGCGUUGCCUAAUAACUACUGUGAUUUCUGCUUGGGAGACUCCAAAACCAAUCACAAGACUGGCCAGUCAGAAGAGCUGGUGUCCUGCUCAGACUGCGGACGCUCAGGCCACCCCUCCUGCUUGCAGUUCACUCCUGUAAUGAUGGCCGCUGUGAAGACGUACCGCUGGCAGUGCAUAGAGUGCAAGUGCUGCAACAUGUGCGGCACCUCAGAGAAUGACGAUCAGCUUCUGUUCUGUGACGACUGUGAUAGAGGCUAUCACAUGUACUGUCUCAACCCACCCAUGUCUGAACCUCCAGAGGGGAGCUGGAGCUGUCAUCUAUGUCUGGACCUCUUGAAAGACAAAGCAUCCAUAUACCAGAACACCCCGCCAUCAUGAUAGCUGCCCACCCUGCACACACUCAUCACUCAGCUGUCCUGCAACAGUAUGGUUUACCCUUCAAGAUAGACGAUAAAUUCCCCUGACGAGCUGACCACGGAGGGAGCGUGUUCAGAACAGACAAUAAAUCUUGAAUCAAACUGGCCUAGUAGCUUCAAAUAUGACUGUUGCACAGUUCCAAGCUCAGACUCAGCCUGAUUGAUUUUUAUUUGCACCUCUUUGCUACAUAGCCAAUUUGAGCAGUAAUGAAUUUCAACAAUAUACACAGCAUAAAUAGCCAAAAUCGGACAUCCUGUUCAGGUUUUUUACACAAACGCCUACACAAAGUUGCUAAAACCUUGUCUCUAUCCUGCAAUGUACUGAUUUUUAUGACUAGAGCAGAAAUAGAGCUUGGAAUCAAGUAGCAUGCCAAUGCUUGCUUAUCGUGGAAAAAAGACAUUUUAUAAUAUUUAUAUAUUUCUAUGGUAUAUAAUAGUGUUAAGUAUGUACAAAUUGGAAAAAGAAUGGUCAUGUAAUGGUCUUUUUAUCAGUGCCCAUCUCAUCAUUAUGAAAAAAUCCACAACCACAUGUUUUUUAAGGCACUGCUGACAUUUGUCCAUUCACUUGAUAGAGUCAAAGGGAUCUGCUGAGACUAUAAACAAUUUUCCAUGUCAUCCACUGCCACCAGACACACACUGACACACAAUAGAAACUCUGACAUGCUCGUCAAAGUGGCUCCAAAGGCUGAAGGACUUAAGGGAUGGCAGGUUAGAUUUUAGUCUAAUUGUGGCCUCUUUUUCGCAAGUGGCUGAUUGUUUGCACAGACCUCAAGAGGCUGCAUGAGGACAUAAUAAUGUAGUAAUGUGUGUGUUACACUCAGGCUUUGGGGCUCUUUUGACAAAACUGUUGGCUUUUCUCUCUGGUCCUGUCGACUGAAGAGACACAAAGCAGACAUGAUGCCGAUCAGUUCUUCAGUCUGUACACCUGGCCCUCGUUGGACAGAUGUGGUAAUAAUCAUAAUAAUAUGAUGAUGAUUAUUCCAGUCAAAUUAACCCACUUACAUUAUCAGCCAGAUAAAGGGAUAAAAGGCCUCCAUCACUGUGUUCUAGCAGUUAGCUAAUCAUGCUCCCUAUCCAAUAUCUGUUGAAGGUUUUGGCACCACUAGAUUAUUUUAAAGUAACUGAGGACUAUGUGACCUUGCAGAUGGUCACUUGCCGACGAUGUUAAAGCAAUAUCAGAGCUCCUGUGGGAUGCUGGGAUGACAAGGACUCAGUACGGAGUCUGUUUUGGCUCUGCUAGCAGAUAAUGUGUGCGGUACUGUACAUUUUCUUUAUCAGAAAAUGCUAUUACAGAUAGAGGACUGUGGCAGCAGCAGUUAUUGAUGGCUUCAUCUUGUAGAAAAGAAUUAUAUUGUGUAUAUACAUAGUCCUAUGGAGAAACAGCUGUUUUGGUCACUGCUUUUGUCGGUUUAUUAUGCAAUGGUCUUUCUAAACUGCUAAACCAGUUACUUUACCUCAAACAGAAAUAGUAUUUAAAGGGUGGAAACCUGCUGUUGAUAGAUUGGACAAAGGCAGCGGGAUGAGUAGUAAUGACAGCUGCAGUGUCUGCUUCAAUAACUCCAUAUUCUACAGGUAAACAAGUGCAUGCUCAGUAAUUGUCUACACACUCAUAUGCUACAUAGUCGUCUCAGCGUUAGGUCUGCAAAGGUGUUGGGAAGUGGUGUAAUAUAAAUUAACCAUGCUGUCAUGUUGUUUCAAUAGCAAACUAACAGUUACUAAAGCAUUACACAAGUAUAACUUGGUUUAAUUUCUCAUCACGUUUAAACUUAGUUAUUUAGACACGGUGGCUACUAGAAUAUUUUGCUGGGGUUUUUUGUAUUCAUGGAUGUUAUUUGAGACUUAAGUGGAAGUUGCUUUCUAGUUAAUCCUGUGAUCCAGGUCUCAACUGAGCCGCUCUCUCCCAAAGCUCGAGACAAGAAGUAAAGCCAAUAAUGUGAUUAGAUACAAAUUCCAGAUCUGCAACUUUAAAACUGAAUGGCUAAGUAGUGAUGGAGUAUCCACCACAAACAAGAAGGAUGUCUGCCUGUUGUUGUCCUGUUAGACAUAUAUAUCAUUAUUUUUUAAUAUCCGAUUAUGGUUUCCUGUUCUCUAGCUUUGGGAGAGAAUUGUUCAUGAUAGCAAACAUUUAAACCAAGAUCAUAGGUUUACAUAGUAGGUGAAUUCUCUUAGGGUGGACUUUCAUUUGAAUUGUGAUGGAAUGUUUUAUUGUAUGAAAUUUGUCUUCAGGAAAAUAAAAUACUAGGCACUAUAA